GUCACAACAAGUCUUUUUGUUUCCAAAAAUAUUAUACUUAUUGUGGUAUAGGAUCUCUAUAAAAGUUCCAUAAUCAAACCUGUGAAUAAAAAGCAACUAGCUAAAAUCUUAUCAUGGGUUGUGAUGGUGGUACAAUUCCACGUCGUGACGAGUUAGUAAGAGUUAAAAAGAAGCCGGAACAAAAAGACAAAGAUGCCGAGCUGGCUGCCUUAUGGAAAUGCUGUGCUAUAACACAAGAAGCCUUACGAGAACCCAUUGUAAUGUGCCACCUGGGAAAGUUGUACAACAAAAUGGCAUUAAUUGAAGCUUUGCUAGAUAGAAGCGCGUUGGCUGAAGAAUUCCGUCAUAUAAAGAAUUUGAAAGAUGUUAAAAAUCUAAGACUUACCAAGAAUCCAGAAUACAAAAUAGAUGAGGACAAAAAAGGAGGUGCAGUAGAUCAUCGUGGGUCACCAUACAUUUGCCCCGUUCUGGGACUUGAAAUGAGUGGCAAGUUUAGAUUUGUUGCUGUAUGGAAUUGCGGUUGCGUAUUUUCUGAAAGAGCUUAUAAGGAAAUUGGUACCAAAAAUUGCCAUAAAUGCACCAAACCCUUCGAGGACGAUGAUAUUGUCAUUUUAAAUGGGACUACAACAGAUGUUGAAUUGAUGCAAGGAAGAAUGGAAUUAAGAAAGGCAAAAAAUAAAGACAAAAAGAAAAUUAAAGUUGAACCAGCUACACCUUCUACAACCACUUCAGCGACUAUUGUUUCCGAUAGUGGCAGCUGCUUAUUAGAACCAAAUAAGAAGGCAAAUAAAAGAACACUUACAAAAACUGAAGAAAUAUCUAAAAAACUCAAAAUUGAAACUGGUGGAUCAACAUCGCUUUCAAAAAUAGGAAAUGUUAUAUCUUCGGGUAAAGUAACCAACGCAGAAGAAGUAAGGAAAAUGACUUCAGAUUAUAGUAUAGCCCAAGAUAAAAAAGCUACAGAUGUUUAUAAAUCCAUAUUCACUACUCAUAAAUCCGAAAAAGAACAGGAGAGGGCUCAUUGGGUUACAUACAAUCCAUUUUAUAACUAAUUUAAUACUGAGAAUAUAAUUAUUUUUAUGUUAAUGGACAUGCUGCUGCAAGAUUGUUUGCACAUUGAAUUGUGGAAUAAUUUAUGUAUAAAAAUAGAUUUAUAAAACUUAGAAUAUUUUAAUUGUAUAUGGUAUAUUGAUUGUAAUAGAAUAUAACAUAAUUUAUUUAUUAAAUGGUUAAUACAAAACUAAUUCAGUAGCAUAGAA
Messenger RNA from Ceutorhynchus assimilis (cabbage seed weevil), 1259 nucleotides. The record is from the annotation of a GenBank genome assembly. NCBI's taxonomy places the organism in Eukaryota, Metazoa, Arthropoda, Insecta, Coleoptera, Curculionidae.